AUGACAGUCAAGGGAGUGGUGCUCAUCAAUGGACAGGCAGUAAGUGUGGCGAAAAUAGCAUCCAUUUCCGCUUAUAUACAGCAGAGAAAUUUGUUUCACGAAGUGCUCACUGUCCGGGAACACCUAACUUUCCAAGCUUUAUUACGAUUGGAUAGGAAUUUAAGUAGAGCUGAGAAAAUGGCAUUUGUGGAGAAACUGAUCAAGAAGUUUAAUCUCACAAAAUGUAUGGACACUAGAAUUGGGGGUAAAUUUGCGUUUAAAGGCAUUUCCGGUGGAGAAAUGAAAAGACUGUCCUUUGCUUCGGAGGUGUUAACCAAUCCGUCGAUAAUCGAUGAGCCGACCACUGGUUUGGACUCAUUUAUGGCCGAAAACAUCGUACAAGUGCUGAAGACUAUGGCAUCGGAGGGCCGGACCAUCAUCUGUACUAUACAUCAGCCCUCGUCUCAAGUGUUUGAACUCUUCGAUAAUCUAUUACUUAUGGCCGACGGAAGGGUAGCUUUUAUGGGAACCACUGGCGAAGCCAAGGAUUUCUUCUCAUCUCUCGGAUACGACUGUCCCGAAGAUUUUAAUCCAUCCGACUAUUACAUCAAUGAGCUGGCCAUAAGAGGCACUCAUUACAAAGAAAACAAAGCGAAAGUCAAUAAAAUAUGCGACAAUUAUCUCGAAUCUGAUUAUUACAAACAAUUUAAUGUAAAAAUGAUUGAAAACGAGUCGCGAAACACAAUCACCGACGGAGUCGAUACAGACUUAGCCACCAUUGGGUCCACUUAUAGUGUUGGCUAUUUGAGACAGACCCAAGCGAUUAUGUGGCGCACCUACCUACUCAUUGUCAACCACCCGCAAACUGUCAAGCAACAAAUUAUUCGUUCACUGGUCUGA
Oppiella nova is the source of this 879-nucleotide messenger RNA. The record is from the annotation of a GenBank genome assembly. Lineage: Eukaryota; Metazoa; Arthropoda; Arachnida; Sarcoptiformes; Oppiidae.